Molecule: messenger RNA, 805 nt
Organism: Lepisosteus oculatus (spotted gar)
Lineage: Eukaryota; Metazoa; Chordata; Actinopteri; Semionotiformes; Lepisosteidae
Source: RefSeq, a predicted model, not a curated record
CGUUUGACGAGACGCAGGUGGAUUCCGGCUGAAUCCGGGGAGACAGUGAUCCUGUUUCGGUCGCUGGAGAGCCGAGAGCCGCAUAUUUUCAAUCGGGGAUUGAUUACCCCCCGGAUCUGGGGGAGGAUGGCGGAGUACAGCCAGGCGGGUAUCCUGAUGGCCCUGCUGCUGUUCACGGUGGUGACGGUGCGGGAUAUCUACCUGGGGAAGAACUGGGCUCAGCAGCAGCAGCAGCAGCGCCAGGCCGCGGACAGCCUGGGCGUGGGGCCCGGCGGCCUGCGGGACGGGGACUAUCAGAAGCCGGCCAAGCAGAAGAUGUACACCGGGCCGGUCCUGAAGUUCCAGUUCUGCAUAUCCUGAGGGUACAGUAGGGUGUUCGAGGAGUACUCCCGGUCAAUCAGCCAGCUGUACCCCGACAUCCGAAUCGAGGGCGAGAACUACCCCACCAAGCCUAUUUACAGAUACAUUGCUUCUUUCAUUUCUUACUUCAAACUUAUUGCAAUUGCACUGAUUGUGAGCGGAUACAAUCCCUUCCCUGUGCUCGGAAUGGACACUCCAAGAAUAUGGACAUGGAGCCAAGAGAAUAAGAUAUUUUCAUGCCUCAUGACGUUUUUCUUCAGUAACAUGUUGGAGACCCAUUUCUUAUCUACGGGUGCUUUUGAAAUCACACUCAAUGAUGUCCCAGUCUGGUCAAAGCUGCAGUCAGGACACGUGCCGAACAUCCAAGAGCUGUUUCAGAUUCUUGAUAAUCACCUGAAGAUGAAUCAAGUAGACAAGAUCUCCUUUCCAACUCCAUAGCACUGAA